Pocillopora damicornis (cauliflower coral) is the source of this 633-nucleotide messenger RNA. RefSeq names its product neuronal pentraxin-2. NCBI's taxonomy places the organism in Eukaryota, Metazoa, Cnidaria, Anthozoa, Scleractinia, Pocilloporidae. The record is from RefSeq and is a predicted model, not a curated record.
AUCAGAAAGCAUUCCUUUGUCUCCUUUUAUAAAGAAGGGAGUUUAGGCACUGAGAACGAAUCAAACAGGAUCUAUAAAGGCGUAGUUGAAAACACCUUUCAUUAUUUCGAGUUCGAGACUUGAGGAAAGCAUCUCAUCUGAAAGUCACAAGUUUCGGGAAAAAGAAACAGAGCAGAAAUGAAUUCCCUUUGGAUAACUACUUGGCUGCUCGCGGGUGUAUUUGUUUCAGCGCUGGCCACGGAGGACAGAAAGCUGGAGAAGAGGCAAGCUGACGAAUGUGACCCUUCGAAGACAGACAAAGUCAUGGUGUUACCGGGUCCCAUCACGGAUUAUGCAAUGAUAGAAAACGCUUUCGUAUACGAUCUGCAUGCUGUUUCAAUCUGCAUGAUUGCACAGUGGAAUCCUUUCCAUGUCGAGCCCAGUGAUAAUCAAUGUGUGUUCAGCUACGCUGUCCCAGGAUCAGACAAUGAAUUGACUCUUUGCUCAUAUCCUACUUCCCAUGUGCUUAUCCAUGGCCAAAGGAGGGACGCUGACCAAGACAUCCCUAUUUCACCACUUUUGUUUCACAUGGAGCAACACAAACGGAGAUUACAAAUUCUGGAUAGAUGGAGAAGUCGUCGGGAGUGGCUCUGA